Molecule: messenger RNA, 406 nt
Organism: Ctenocephalides felis (cat flea)
Lineage: Eukaryota; Metazoa; Arthropoda; Insecta; Siphonaptera; Pulicidae
Exons: 2
Coding region: 65-406 (113 amino acids)
Source: RefSeq, a predicted model, not a curated record
GACAAAUUAAUCUUCAAUUUGGAAAAUAAGCUAGGUUCAAAACAUAAAGCUAGGCACCUUGACAAUGAGUGAAAAUAAUCUCACACUUGCUGAAAUUGCUCGGUGCUUUAGGCUUGAAGAGAGUGAAUUAGCUUCUCUAUUGGUGUCUGCUGAUAAUGAUGUUGCAGAGAGAGAAUUAGCUUCUAUGUUGCAGUCUGCUGAUAUCCUUCCACCUGAAUUAUCGAAUCAUAAAUUAGAGAAGGAAUAUUUUAUUACAGGAACUACGACUGAGGAUUUGUUUAUGAAACAAAAUGAAGUUGAAAAUUUUAUUGAGUUACAAAGAAAGUUUACUGAAAUAUGCCCAGAUUAUGCUGACGAACUAACGCCGAACAAUAGACUAAAGCACUCGAAUUUGCUUCAAAGGUAA